This is a messenger RNA of Coregonus clupeaformis (lake whitefish), 1990 nucleotides long. Its product is annotated as fez family zinc finger protein 2-like. The transcript is spliced from 5 exons. Bases 239 to 1561 code for a protein of 440 amino acids. NCBI's taxonomy places the organism in Eukaryota, Metazoa, Chordata, Actinopteri, Salmoniformes, Salmonidae. Gene Ontology annotation, cellular component: nucleus. The record is from RefSeq and is a predicted model, not a curated record.
AGAAGGGACAGGCCCGGUGAAUGCGUUUCCUUGUCACCCUGAUACGAGCUAGUUCAUGUGACGUCAGCUAAAUGCAAGAGACAGUGAUUUCGCGCUGAUGAGGAAGUCCGCUUCCAAAAUGUGACAGAGCAGUCACGCUGCUAUCUCGGAAUAGGCUACAUCUGCCGUCGCUUUACAAAAAGGAGGCGAGGACAGGGCGGCUGGUCGGCUGCUGCUCACACCAAGUUCGGUACACAAAAUGGCAAGUUCUCUCCCUUUUGGAACGGUGAUGUCUUGCCCACGACUCGACAGCGGUAGGAAUGGAGCGUCUGCCGCCCCAAAGCCGCUGGCCUUCUCCAUUGACCGGAUCAUGUCCAAGACCUCGGAACCAAAAGGCAAUUUGGAUGAGCGGCGAGGAGUGGAGUCUUCGGGGGGAAAGAAGAUGCUCGGUUUCUGCUCACCUAUACCGUGCAUGAUCCCCCUGCAACCUUUUAGCUAUGACUUACAAGCCAAGGCGCUGAUGAACUACUCCGAAUUUUGGAAAUCUAAUUUCAGAGGAACGCUAUGCACUUCUGCCGCGAUGUGCAAAGCCAACUGCGGAAUGUGUUGCAAAACGGACUCGGGGUUGAAGCACUCUUUAUUACCCGGGAGCAGGGUGAUUAAACCCCAGGUCAUCCAUCAGGCGGUGGCGAUGCCCACCAACGGCUCUUUUUACUAUUUCAACUACCUGGACUCUGCUUAUCACCAUUCUGAGCUGCUAACCGGACACUUGUUUUCCUCUGCCCUGGCCAACUCUCAAGCCCAGGCAUCUCUCAGUGCGCACCAGAAACUGCUACUGCUGGAGAACGCCAAACUCGCUAGCGCUUCGGCGGAGAAGUUUCCGACACCUCAGUACCCACACAAGGAGCAUCUCCCUGGCCAGCUCGACCAGAUAGUGAAAGAGAACCAUAGCCUGAGCGCGGAGAAAAAUGGAGUGAAAGCGCAUAGCAAGCUCAACAACAGCUCCAUGGACGGAAAACCUAAAAACUUCACCUGCGAAGUGUGUGGAAAGGUGUUCAAUGCUCAUUAUAAUUUGACACGACACAUGCCAGUGCACACAGGCGCGAGGCCGUUCGUGUGUAAAGUGUGCGGAAAAGGAUUCCGUCAGGCCAGUACAUUGUGCAGACACAAAAUCAUCCACACACAGGAAAAGCCUCAUAAAUGCAACCAGUGUGGCAAGGCGUUCAACAGGAGUUCAACGCUGAACACUCACAUACGAAUACAUGCCGGGUACAAACCAUUCGUCUGCGAAUUCUGUGGGAAGGGAUUUCAUCAGAAAGGAAAUUACAAGAACCACAAGCUGACGCACAGCGGAGAGAAACAGUACAAGUGUUCUAUCUGUAACAAGGCCUUCCAUCAGGUCUACAACCUAACCUUCCACAUGCACACGCACAACGACAAAAAGCCCUUCACGUGCGGAACCUGCGGGAAAGGCUUCUGCAGAAACUUUGACCUGAAAAAACACAUAAGGAAGUUACACGACAAUAAUUCAUGUAGGCCUAUAUCUGCAGCGACCGAUUCUUCCAGGGGACCCGAAAGCUGAGUUUUUCAUUUGAUUUGGAAAGUCUCCUUUACACUUAAAUUGACAGUUUAUUAUGACUGCACUAGUGCACAUUUCUAUGAUUUUUUUCUCUCCAGUUUUUAGUUAUCAAAAAUUGUUAAAAGAAGGAAAACUAUAAAGCAUAAAAAACAUUGAGACACUUGAUAGCCUGAUUAAAGACCAUUUUGUGUUUGAGGGUUUUAUUAUUCGUAUUUUUUUUUAAAAUAAUAAUGAGGAUGAGAAUUUUGCACUGUUGCAUUGCAGUAAAUCUGACCCUGAAUGGAUUAAUGUUAUAAACAUUUAUGAAGGAAAUCAUGACUAUUUGCUCAACCAAUGGGGACAUUCAGGAGUACAUAGUUUUUCUUUUCCCAUUGCAUAACGUGUGAAAAUCGAAUUGUAAAUAAUAUGAAAAUAAAAUAUUAUUUAAAAGUG